This is a messenger RNA of Chelmon rostratus (copperband butterflyfish), 2835 nucleotides long. RefSeq names its product speckle type BTB/POZ protein. Gene Ontology annotation, cellular component: cytoplasm; nucleus. The transcript is spliced from 11 exons. Bases 449 to 1573 code for a protein of 374 amino acids. Lineage: Eukaryota; Metazoa; Chordata; Actinopteri; Chaetodontiformes; Chaetodontidae. Gene Ontology annotation, biological process: proteasome-mediated ubiquitin-dependent protein catabolic process; regulation of proteolysis. Gene Ontology annotation, molecular function: ubiquitin protein ligase binding. The record is from RefSeq and is a predicted model, not a curated record.
CCGUUUUAGGCUACUGUAGAAACAUGCCGGCGCAACAUGGCAGACUUGGUGGAGGAGGACCUGCUCCCUCUGUAGAUAUAAAGACUCAUCCUAAGGUAACAAAGCUUGCCAAGAAGCUCAGGCUGCGGACAGACAUGCAGUACUGACACACCUACAGACAGAGAGACCUGACGGACAGAGUCCAGCUGGCGAGCCAUGGCAGCAGCAAGCGGAACAGAUGUGCGAGGGACUUUGAUCUAGGGUGCCCGCAGCUAUUUUGGAGACUGGACGUCCUCUCGUAUUGGAUGCAGCUCUGCAGCUCCACAUACUGCAGGUGUUGUUCAAGAGGCGGCCAGCUUGACUGAUUAUUGGCCCUUCCCUUUCCUACCCUACACGCCCCGUACCAGCUCACCCCACACCUGGCUGGUGCUCCAGCCCCAUUCAGGUCAUCUCUGCAUCGAGGCUGGCAAUGUCCAGAGUCCCAAGCCCCCCCCCCCCGGCGGAAAUGUCCAGCGGUCCCGUGGCUGAGAGCUGGUGUUAUACUCAGAUCAAAGUGGUGAAGUUCUCCUACAUGUGGACCAUCAACAACUUCAGCUUCUGUCGCGAGGAGAUGGGGGAGGUCAUCAAAAGCUCCACUUUCUCCUCGGGAGCCAACGACAAACUCAAAUGGUGUUUGCGUGUGAACCCUAAAGGUCUGGAUGAGGAGAGUAAAGACUACCUGUCACUUUACCUGCUCUUAGUCAGCUGCCCAAAAAGUGAGGUGCGCGCCAAGUUUAAGUUUUCUAUCCUCAGUGCCAAGGGAGAAGAGACCAAAGCCAUGGAGAGCCAGAGAGCGUACCGCUUUGUCCAGGGGAAGGACUGGGGUUUCAAAAAGUUCAUAAGGAGGGACUUCCUGCUGGACGAGGCCAACGGUUUGCUGCCCGACGACAAAUUAACACUUUUCUGUGAGGUAAGCGUGGUGCAGGACUCCGUGAACGUCUCAGGCCAGAACACAAUGAACAUGGUGAAGGUUCCUGACUGCAGGCUGGCUGAGGAGCUCGGAGAUCUGUGGGAAAACUCUAGAUUCAUAGACUGCUCCCUGUGUGUCGCUGGCCAGAAAUUCCAGGCGCACAAAGCCAUCCUAGCAGCUCGCUCGCCGGUGUUCGGUGCCAUGUUCGAGCACGAGAUGGAAGAGAGCAAGAAGAACCGUGUGGAGAUAAAUGACGUGGAGCCAGAUGUCUUCAAAGAGAUGAUGUGCUUCAUCUACACAGGCAAGGCCCCCAACCUGGACAAGAUGGCUGAUGACCUGCUGGCUGCAGCUGACAAGUAUGCGCUGGAAAGGCUGAAGGUGAUGUGCGAGGACGCUCUGUGCACGAGUCUGAGUGUGGAGAACGCUGCAGAGAUCCUCAUCCUCGCCGACCUGCACAGCGCCGACCAGCUCAAGACGCAGGCCGUGGACUUCAUCAACUAUCACGCAGCUGAUGUGAUGGAGACAUCGGCCUGGAAGUCCAUGGUGAUCUCUCACCCGCACCUGGUAGCGGAGGCCUACCACUCCCUGGCCUCGGCUCAGUGCCCCUUCCUGGGCCCCCCGAGAAAAAGGCUCAAACAGUCGUAGUGGUCCGGAGGGACUCCGCUGUCCGAACCCUGCUGUGUCCUCCUGUACCGGCACCCUCACCGCUCCUCACUCCCAGUCCUCCUCUCUCUCCUGCAGCAUCCAGAGACGCCCAAGACCGAAGCCCAGGCUAGAUGAGGCUCAGCUCAGCCCUGCAGACCAAAGAAAUACAGGACUGAUGCCACAGAGGAGCGACUAUGGGCCGAGUUCUAUAAGAUCUAAACCUGGAUAUUUAUGGAUUGCAAGCUUAAAGCCUCGCAUGUUCCAUAUAUCCGACGCUGGAAAGCUAGAAGCACAGAGUCACGUAAAGAAGUGAUCCGACUCAGACGGAAAAGUCACUCCUGACUCCCUGUAAAUAUAAUUUGGUGGCAUAUUGUCUUUUGCCGUGUUAAAGCCCGAACUGUGCUUGCAGAAAGACAAGUGAAGAGGAUCAGCCAACCAGAAAGUGACAGACUAUUGUCCCCGUUGUUAAACAGUGUUCGAACAGAGUCGUGUUUUUCCAGAACACAAACAGUUCUCGGUUUGAGUUAAAGAAGACGAAUCUGAACACGUUUUAAUGCUCGCCGUUCAGCCGUGUGCCUUCGCCCGGGCAAACACUGCGCGGGUUAGGUCAGAUCGCUCAUUCUAGAAUCAGGCAGCAUUUCUGCCGGUCGGUUGUGAUGCGACGAGCGGCUUCAGGGUGUUAAUUACCUGAACGUCCGACAAUCUGACUGUCAGACGGUCGUUUGGAUGUCUGUCAGAAAUUGUGGUCGGCCGUCUGCAGUUUGAGCAGAUCCACAGUCAGAUUUCCCACAUGGCUGCUGUCGAAAUAUCUGUUAUGAGCUUCAGUAUUACUGGAGAAGGAUUUUACAAGUCGUGGCUAAAACUGUAGUCUUACCUGAUAUCCUGCUAUACUGCUGUACUACACCGUGAUAUGAAAGUGAGCUUUGCUGCAGAACAGACAGACCAUAUUGUCUGCAGCUCCUUGCUUUCCUUUUUUUCUUCUUGCCAUCCACUCAUAGUAGAAUUGCACAAACGCGUCGCCGGCUGUUUGUCUUUUUGUCAACAUUGUUGAGGACGCAUUCGUCCUGUUUGAAUCAGCCUCAUCGGAAUUGUCAGCGGACCGAAUCCGGCUCCGUCCUUACAUUCAGUUGAUCAGGCCGUGCAGAACGGCGGAUCAAAUCCAGCAGAGUGACUUAACACAACGUAGAAGAUGAAUUAAAACGUACAGUGUGUGCCCGGCUUUAAAAAGUGAAGAUCAGCGUGACUCAGCUGUUACCUCAGUA